Physella acuta is the source of this 2943-nucleotide messenger RNA. RefSeq names its product toll-like receptor 4. Gene Ontology annotation, cellular component: plasma membrane. The record is from RefSeq and is a predicted model, not a curated record. NCBI's taxonomy places the organism in Eukaryota, Metazoa, Mollusca, Gastropoda, Physidae. Gene Ontology annotation, molecular function: signaling receptor activity; protein binding. Gene Ontology annotation, biological process: signal transduction.
AUGGUGAGCCUCAACGUCCAUCACGUGAUCGGCCUUAGUAUACUAGAAGACGAUCAAUCACCUGGUCAUCAGACGCUGAGUCAUAUAACUGACAACUGGCGUCAGUCAACACUUGACUCCAACAUUCAGUCACCAGAUGUUAUGGCCAGUCCUUCACCUUGUGAUGUUUUUAAAGACAAGGACGAAUUGAUCGUUGACUGUCAAGGUAGUUUUUUAACGAAUGUUAGCAGCUCAUGGUUUCCAGAAAAUACAACGUCUAUUUUAUUAGACAACAACAUGUUGACCUCUGUUCCUGCAAACUUUAACCUUUUACACCGUCUAAGACGCCUUAGCUUAUCUCACAAUCAAAUCAAAGAACUUGAGGUAGACACGUUCCGUGGGCUAGAACAUUUGGAAUUCUUAAAUCUGGAAUUUAAUGGACUAGAGCUAACCUUCAUCCCCAACAAAACUUUCGCUGCUCUGAAAAACCUGACGGUGCUGUUCAUGCGACAAGAUGGAGUUUUCAGAGAUUGGAGAAAGGUCCGGUACGAUUUCCUUUCUGAGCUGGGGAAUUUAGAAUCUUUGACCAUAUCUUCUUAUGGUGAAACUGUUCACUUUGAUGUCACCUUCAGUAAACUGAAAAAGAUGAAGGAACUAGAAGUGACAGGGGAAGCAAUAAAAAUAACAAAUUCAAGUUUUGAAAAUUUGAGUCAGCUAAGAGUUCUUUCCCUGAUAGAUAUGAUAUUUCUUCUUUAUUUGAAUUCUUCAGCUUUUCGGCCAUUGGUCAACAUUCAAAACCUGUCUCUAACCAACGUCCAGUCUCACCUUCACCGCGUGUUUGAUUCGUUUCAAUGUUUCAUCAGCCGCAAGAUGGCGUCCAUACAACUGGUCAAUGUCAGGUUGACCCACGGUGAGCAGUACUCAAGUCUGCUCAGCGGGAACGGCAUCCUGACGCCCAACUCCACCAGAUACCUCAGGCAGAUCUGUGUCUCCCAGCUGGUGUUAAAAAACUGCGCUAUAUUUAUUAUUGAGUCAAACGCUCUGGCAAGCCAGGUGUGGAGUCGGUGUCUGAAGAGCAUUGACUUAACCGACAACCCAAUCCUCGGCACCAAGAUGGUCCUGUUUCAGGUGCUGGGUAUGAAGAGUCUGGAGACGAUUUUAUUUCGUAACGCUUUACCACCAAACUCUAAACCAGGUACUUUUGUAACUGAACAAAACAAAACAUCGGAUAACUGGAGCAAACACCGUGGAUCUAACCAAACACACACUGAUGAAGCUGAACGAAACACCGUUGCCCAUGAAGCAAGCAGUUACACUUCAGACUUUCGCGUAGCAAAUCAAGAUCAUGAGAUUACAAUCGUCAGCAGAAAAGAAAUAGGAACUGCAAGUACAAACAGAAAUGCUCAACUUAAAGAAUCGACACGAAAUAAUUCAUCGAAUAAACAGUCCGUUCCCCAUAAGUCAGAACGAUUACUUCAAGAAAAUGGAGAGGCAAUUUUAUACGUUUCAAAAUCAAUCAAACACUUCGUAAUUUCAAGAGUGUUUUCGUAUUUCACCAUUGAAUUGAACUUUAGAGUUAUAGGCGCUGAACAUGUUUUGUAUCUAGACUUAUCUGAUGGAGGAGGCUCCAGGUUUAACGCGCUAGUCAAAGGUUUGACGGGACUCAGGACAUUCCUACUUUCUGGCAACGAUCUAUUUGAACUGAACGCACAAUUUUUUGACACGAUGCCCAGCUUGCAGGCUCUCGACUUAUCGGGGUGUAAUUUAAACAGAGAGCAAAUGUCAUCUUCCAGCGAGCGUCUGUUCCUCAACUUACAAAAUUUGCAGCAGUUAGAUCUAUCGUUUAAUUCGUUAACCUCGUUAAGUUCUCGUACCUUCAGCUCUAAUCCAAAUCUCUUUGAGAUUCGCCUGUCUGGGAACAGGUUUAGAGCGAUUCCAUUUGACUUGACAAUCACGCCAUUUUUAAAAUUGCUAGACUUAAGCUCCAAUGCAUUGAUAUCGAUUUCAGCCAUAGAUAGAAGGGAGUUGGACACGUUAGCUGCUGGGAAUGGAGGGUUGAGGCUGUUUCUGGAUGGAAAUGUCUUGUCGUGUGGAUGCAUGGACAUACAGUUUCUACACUGGCUUCAGAUGACCACGGUGGAACUAGACAUGGCCAGAAACUACUCCUGUAUUGACAACGACGGAGUUUUAACAAACACGGCAGUUUUAUCAGACCUAGAGGCUUACUGGCGUCAAUGCUGGGGGAAAAUGUUCCUCUCUUAUUCUCUGACUUUAUUUUGUUUACUUAUCAUUGGAUUUGUGUUGUGUUUUUUUGUUACCAAGUACAAAACGUACAUCAUUUCUGGGCUGCUGAAUUUGUUUAGUGAAACAUUUCUAAAGAAACCUUCCAACUACGAGAUUGGUGUCUUCAUUGGUUAUGCUGAUAGAGAUUACCAGUUCGCUUGUCAUGACCUGAGACAGUUUAUCGAGGACACUUUGGGGUUAAGGACGUUUAUUCGUGACCGUGACCUCUUACCUUCAACCGACCUCGCGUCUGGAAUUAUCGAUGCUAUAAAUAGAAGUUGGCGCGUGCUUCUGGUCGUGACCGAAACUUUUCACUGGCAAGACGAUUGGUUCCUCUACACAUGCAGGUCAGCCAUAUCCAACCUGACGCCCGCUAAUCCUAAUCUCAUUGUGAUUAUGGUUGACAGCCAGUUACGUCAUCGUUUACCACGUGACAUCCUGGGGGCGGUGUCUGAGGAAAACAUCAUCGUCAUGAACGAGGGGAGGAGACUCAAGUAUGACGUCACGGAGAAGCUGAGAACUCGAUUACUAGCCUAACCCUUUUAAAGACUAGUUCACUCAAUACAUAAAGGCUAGUUGAUACAACACACAAAGUUUAGUUCAUACAAGGUAAGACACGAAGGCUAAUUCACAACAGACAAAGGCUUGUCUUGCAAAAAUAGACUAAAAGUAACUGCAAAA